Molecule: messenger RNA, 2834 nt
Organism: Pungitius pungitius (ninespine stickleback)
Lineage: Eukaryota; Metazoa; Chordata; Actinopteri; Perciformes; Gasterosteidae
Exons: 11
Coding region: 35-1156 (373 amino acids)
Cellular component (GO): nucleus
Molecular function (GO): NAD+-protein mono-ADP-ribosyltransferase activity; NAD+ poly-ADP-ribosyltransferase activity; zinc ion binding
Source: RefSeq, a predicted model, not a curated record
UUCUCUCGAAAUGAACCCAGUGGAGGGACUUUAAAUGGGGCUGAACUUUUUUUUUUUUAAAUUGGAUCAGUUUGACGCUCACCUCACCCAUUAUAACUCAUGCCACAGCAUGGAGGAGCAGACGAGCUGUGGGCAGGAAACUCCAGUCAAUGGGAAACAUUACGAGUGGCAGCUGUCAGAUGGACAUCAGUGGCGGCCGAUUGACCACGACCACGUGAUCGAGACCCACUACUGCCAACCUGGAGCUAAAGGAAUCACCAUCAACCUCAUCCACACGCAGGUGUUCAUAGACUUCGACGAGCUGCAGACACAAACCCCCGGUGUGAGGGUCCAGAGGCUGAGCCUCCUCCCUCGGGGCCACGCGGAGGACGUGGGCUGGUACUUCAGAGAUGACCAGCUGUGGCGGGAAUACGGAUCCCGGCAGACUCCCGGCACGCCGUCGUCGGUCAGCAGCGGGGAGGUCGAGCGUCGGUUCGCUCUGAACCCUCGAGGAACCUUCAGCUUCACAGUGGGCUCAGCGAGCUACUCCCUCGACUUCUCAGCCAUGGCGCAAACAAACUGCAUCACGGGCCUGCGCAGGAAUGUACGAAGACGUCCGAAAUUCACCUCCAACGCGGGGAGCUCUAACUCCACCUCAGCGUCGUCCCCCCAGCUCACUGAGGGAGGCCACACGUGGGAGUUCAUGGCCGAUGAAGGGAAAUGGGCCGAAUACGACGCAAACGAGUGUGCGUUAGACAGCGCCGCCAUCGAGAGACGGUACCAGCUGAACCCACAGGGCCGGCUGCACUUCAACACCGAGAGACACUCGUACACGCUGAGCUUUGCGGGAAUGCAUCAAGUCAACGACAGCUUGGGGACCGCGAGGGCGGUGAGGAGGACCGCAGACGGGUCAGACAGUUCAGGCACGCCGCCGCGAUGGCAGUUUCAGGAUGUCGGUGGAAUUUGGAGAGAUUAUUCCAAAGGAAGAAGCAUUUCCAGUCAGGACCUCGAGCUCCAGUACCAACAGAACCCAUCCGGCACCGUGAACUUCGCCACCAGGAACUUCCGCUACGAGCUGAACUUCUCAGCCAUGAGUCAGAAGAACCUGUCCACAAGCACCACCAGAUCAGUGCGACGACUUACCCAGUGGCGGCGAGAGGUCGGAGGUCAAUGUUGACCCUCAAACUGGAGCCCGUACCGUUUCUCACAAGGUUCCUCGUGUCUUUUUCUUUUCAAUUGACCUAGCACAAUUUUGCUAAUAUCGGAUUUAGCCGCUACCGCCUCUAAAUCAGCACUCAUGUGCAUAAUGUGGUCAUCUGGUUUAGACAAAGGAAAGCAAUGCAAUUAACUGGAAUGGAAAAGCUGGUUUUGCAGCUUUAACUCCUCAUUGUUGGAAUGCAUCGAUCAAAGUAUUGUUCUUUGCACGUUUCAACUCCUACACACUUUAGCUCUUUAAAUCGUUCAAAUAUUAAAAUGUCGAGCUCAUUCAGGGGAGGGGUGCUAUGACUAUUCAGCUUUCUAGCUAUUAUAAUUUAAUUUAUAUUAUUUAAAAUCAAACUUUUUAAACAUGGUUUUCAAAUGGAGUUUGUUUUCAAAUCCUCUUAAACUUCAACUUUCAAAUAUUUUCAGCUUCGCCAAUCUUUCAACUAGAGACACCAUUUAAACUUUAAAAUAUUGACAAAAGUGCUCGUUGAUAUCUAUUGUACUUUUUUCAUAAUCACCAAUUAUGUUUCAUUAGAUUUUGGGUCCGUUUCUGAGUUUUACAUUAUUGUGUAUUGUGUUUCUAAGAGUGGUGUCGAAGUUCAGAAAAAAAUAAAAGGCACUUUUGCCGUUUUAAGACAUGGAGAGACAUGUAAUACUAAUACUACCAGUAUAGCAGCACACUGCAACUGAUUUUACUACUCUUACUACUAUAAAAAAUACUUUUUUUACUGCUUUUAAUAAUUUCACUACUACCAAUGAAAUUACUUUUACUCUUCAUACCGAGGCAGUUAGCUGGGUUGCCUGCCCCGUUGAGACGUCUCUGCUAGUAUAAUCAGCUGUAGUACUAAUACUAUAUUAAUCACAGUAGUAUUUGUAGUACCAUCAACAUUAGUAUUAAUAGCAAUUGAAAUAAUAGGGCCCCGAGCUGAAGGGCUUCCCGAGGGACGCUGACGUCAAAGAUAGAAUAAUUGAACUGGUUUAGAUGCUGCAACGAAAUAUCAUGAUUCUGGGGGGCCCCAUGGUCCUUCUUGCCUAGGGGGGGGUCUAGAAACUAGAAUACUAGUACUACUAUUUACUUCUACUACCACUAGUACCACAAUUACAACUAUAAUACUUUAUAUAUAUAUAUGAUUAUAUAUAUAUAUAUCACUACAAAAAAUACAUUUAAUUCUCAGCUUUUAUUAUCUCCCAUUUGUUUUUGUUUUUCUCCAAUUCUUUAAAAUUCAUUUCAGCUUUUCUCAUUUCUGCAUCUUCAGCAAUUUUUAAAUUCAUUUCAGUAUUUCCAAUUUCUGUUGUUUCAGCAAGGUUUAAAAUUAAUUUGAGCUUUUUUCAUUUUUGCAAUUUAAGCAACUUUCUGAAAUUAAUUUCAGCUUUAUGCAUUCCAACGCAUUUUCAGCAGGAAAUGCAUUUUCUAGUUUUAAAAAUUUUAACUAAACGAGUCCUGAUGAGACGUUUAUCAACGUUUCAUAAAUCCUAAUUUGAUGGAUCUUAAAAUGUUGCUUGUAAUGUUUCCCAUUUGACGAGACACGUCUGAACUUAAAACCAAAGACACGUUAAUGUUUCAUUUAAUGCCGCCUACUAACUGCAUCUGAACAGGUUCACUCGUACUGCCAUGUAAUCGUUUAUUUGCUUGAUUAAAAGUGACACUCUGA